Myotis brandtii (Brandt's bat) is the source of this 4513-nucleotide messenger RNA. RefSeq names its product 25-hydroxycholesterol 7-alpha-hydroxylase. Lineage: Eukaryota; Metazoa; Chordata; Mammalia; Chiroptera; Vespertilionidae. Gene Ontology annotation, biological process: bile acid biosynthetic process; cholesterol homeostasis. The coding region runs from base 23 to 1231 and encodes 402 amino acids. Gene Ontology annotation, molecular function: oxidoreductase activity, acting on paired donors, with incorporation or reduction of molecular oxygen; iron ion binding; heme binding. The record is from RefSeq and is a predicted model, not a curated record. The transcript is spliced from 7 exons.
CCGGAGGACCCCAACACAAUGGAUGCUUGAAAAUCAUACUACCCUCUUGGUGCAUCCAUGCUGUAACAAAUGGAGACCUGGUGAGCCUCCAUUGCUAAAAGGCUGGCUUCCUUACUUUGGACUGGCCCUGAAAUUACAAAAAGAUCCCAUAGGUUUCAUGAGAACUCUUCAAAAUCAACAUGGUGACACGUUCACUCUUCUCCUUGGAGGAAAGUACAUAACAUUUAUUCUGGACCCUUACCAGUACCAGUCAGUGAUGAAAAAUCAGAAAUUAAGCUUUCAAAUGUUUAGUAAGAAUAUAUUAAAGAAAGCAUUUGCCAUCCAAAAGUUGAUGACCGAUGAUGAACUGAACAACGAGCUUCAUGACUGCUACAAACUUUUACAAGGGAAAUCUUUGGACCUACUCAUGGAAAACAUGACGCAGAACCUACAACAAGUUUUUGAACCCAAACUCUUUAAAACCACAAAUUGGGACAUGGCAUACCUGUUGACAUUCUGCAGCUCAGUAAUAUUUGAGACCACAUUUGCAACCAUAUAUGGAAAAUCUGUUGCUGGUGAUAGGAAAGAAUUUAUUACUGAACUUAAAGAUGAUUUUUUUAAAUUUGAUGCCAAAUUCAUAUAUUUACUAUCAGAUAUACCCAUUGAGCUUCUAGGAAAUGCCAAGUCUAUUCAAAAGAAACUUAUAAAACACUUGACAUCAGAAAACUUAGCGAACAUACAAGGAUGGUCAGAAGUUGUUCAAAUGAGGCAAGAUAUCCUGGAGAAAUACUAUACGCUCAAGGACAUUGAAAUAGGAGCACAUCAUUUAGGCUUUCUCUGGGCCUCUGUGGCAAACACUAUUCCAACUAUGUUCUGGACAAUCUAUUACCUUCUACGGCACCCAGAAGCUAUGGCAGUGCUGCGUGACGAAAUUGACCAUUUGCUGCAGUCAACAGGUCAAAAGCAAGGGUCUGGAUUUUCCAUCUACAUCACCAGAGAACAAUUGGACAGCCUGGUCUACCUAGAAAGUGCCAUUCUCGAGGCUUUACGACUGUGCUCAUUUUCGUCCAUCAUUCGUUUUGUUCAAGAGGAUUUGACUCUACCUUCAGAGACCGGGGACUACCUCAUACGAAAGGGAGACCUGGUCGCCAUAUUUCCUCCACUCAUGCACCACGACCCUGAAAUCUUUGAAGCUCCAGAGCAUUGUGUCCAUGAUUCAAAGAUUUCUCGUAUCAGAUUACCAAGUGAUUGAUUGUCUGGCAUCUGACAUAAAAUGAUGAUGCUCUAUCUAAAGAGGCAAAACAGGUAAUAAAACCCAGGUAAUUCAUAUUGCAUUAAUGAUAACUUCUAACAUUAUAUAGUACUUACUAUACUUAAUAAGCAAAUAGAUUUUCUAGCAUUUAUUUUCUCCUUCCUGAAAUACAUGCUGAAGGUCCUCUAGUCUAAUCUCUGCUUUUGCUUGGUUGAAGAUGUUUUUGUUUUUCCCUCAUUCUAGAAACAUGAUUUUACUACAUGCACACAUCUAGGUGAGAAUCAUUUCCUUGCAAUACUUUGAAGAUAUUGCAUGUUCCUAAGGCUUCCAUUUUUUUCAAGAGGUUAUAGCCUUUAGUCAGUUUAAUUAUCCAGUAGAAGUCUGCCCUUUCUCUCUGACAGCUUUAACAUGUUCUCUUUGUCUUCAAUGUUUGUAGUUUCUAUUUAUCAUGCUUGUGAUUCUUGAGACUGAGAAUGUGUGUCUUUCAUCAAGAAUGAGAUAGUCUCAGCCAUUAUCUCUUUGAAUAUUACUCUUUCCAGCUCUCCAUUAGAUUCUCUCACUCUAUACUCAAUGUUGUUUGACCUUUUCUCCCAUAUUUUAUAUUUCUUAUUUACAUACUAGGUAAUUUCUUUAGAUCUUCUAGCUUUUUCUGUGUACAAUAUAUAGAAUCUGCUCUUUAACACAUCUGUUGAGUUUAUUUCUUCCUUCUUUUUACUUUAACCUCAGGUUUAUAGGAUUGAAUAAUCAUAGUCCUUAUACCCAUUAGUUCAUGGUGCAUAAUUAUAAUUAGUCCAAGCAAGGCUCCUCUGGCUUUAUUUACUUAUUAUAUUUUAUCCCUAACCUCCACCAUCAUACCCUUCCCGUCAGAGGCCAAUAUCUAAAGUGUUUAAUGUUUAUCUUUUUAUAGCACAUAUAUUAUUAUUUUGGGUGAAUGUUUUUGAUUUACACAAAUGUAUUUUCUAUAAACCAGAUCCUUCUUAAUUCAAUAUUCCAUAAUGUGUAUCCAUCAUGUUUUAAUGAUCUAUUUACCCAGGAAACUGUUGGUAAACUCUACUUCUGUUACUUUGAAGUAGAGGCCAAAGCCCAAUCUUAAACUACCCUCACUUUUCUUACCAUUGCUAUGCCCAGCCACCUUCCACCCUGAGUUACUGCAAAUCCUGUCCUCAACCUCCAUAGCGUGUGCGCACAUACACGCAACUCAAGCCCUGGGCUUUAUCUCCUGCCUGCCACAAAGCAUGGCCCAUUCAUUUUGUACUAAGACAGCUAGUCCACCAUAUUACCUGACAUGGAAACCUUCAGAUUCUUAAAUUCAUCUUAAUAGUAUACUUCUGUGAUGUUACAGCAGAGAAAAUGCAGAAAAUUAUUCCAUUUUAAUUUAUGUGCAGGGAUUUAGAAUAGAAAAUAAGAAUACAUUAAAUGAAAAAAAGAAUAAAUUAAAUGGCUGAGGAAAUAUUAUGCAAAAUCAAUGGACAGGAGAACCAAAACAAGAGAGUCCUAUGACGGGCUUAAAUCUAGUAAUUAAAUAGCAUUUAUGAAUAGAAAAAAAUGCCAUGGUGAAAUAAGUUAAAAGACAUGGAUUCAAGCUGUGACAUAACUGGUUUGUUAUGAUCAACAAGUCACUUUGCUUCUCCAUGUUUCAUUUCCUUAUUUUCAAAAUAAAAAUAAUAAGGCCUUUCGACAUCAGGGUUCAUUGUGAGGAUUAAAUACAGUAGGAAGGUGUGUAAACAUAUUUUGAAAAGUGAAAUGCAAUAUACAAAUGUAAACUUGUAAAGGAGAUACUUUAACAAUGUUGUGCCUUUUAAAAACUACUUGUAUGUAUUUGUAAAAGGGAAUAAGUUUUGUCAUUAGUUAACGCAUUAUUCAUUUAUUUGAUCAAACAUUCAUUGAGCAUUUCCUCUGUUCUAGAUAUGAUGUGAUGCCCUAGGUUACCUUUCCUCAAGAACAUACAAUAUAUUAGGGAAAGCAAUGUACUCACAACUAAUUUAUUGUAAAUGUAGUUGUAAAUAAUAAAUUCAUCUUUUUAAAAACUAUUCUAAAAUUCUGUUUUAUCACUUGCUCUAACCAAUCUUCCAUCAUUAAUUCCACAGUAAUGUUUUAUAGUGAGAAAUUACUCUGUACGUAAUCACACACAUUAAAACAUACAUAUCAGUUAUUAAGAUUGUAUGGCAAAAAUAACCAAAACCAAACACAGUCAUUGAGGCUUCAGAAUUUUUUCAAACUGUAUUUUACAUAUUAGAAAAAAAACCAUAUUUUCAUUUGUAAGUCUCCCCUAAGUUUCAAAUGAAAGGAAACAAAUAAGUAAAGAUGUUGAUUUGUAUCAAUGACCACCAGUAGUGAUGCACUCAGCAAAAACUAAAUGCUCUGAAGGUAUUAAGAUGAAAACUAUUUAUCGCUAAAUAAGGCAUGCCAUAAGCAACCCACAUGGGAACUUUUAUCUGCCUUGUUUUGGUUUUUCUGACUGACUUCAUUAUAUCUUCUCCAUUUCAUCAUUAAGUUUUGGGUCACGAGUCUAAGGCAACAGAGCUUCCCAACUCAAAAUCUACAUGAUUACUUCUGCUUAUUUUCUCAUAAAAAAUCAUUUGGGCACCUUUUCCUAUACCCAUCUCCUAAUGUAACAGUGGAAUAUUAAAACCAUUUUCCAAGAUUAAAGCUAAAAAUUAUCUAGGUUUUGAUCUUAGUGUAAAAUAAUGUCAAUAAUUAUAAAAUAAGAAUUACAUGCCAGUAAAAUGUGCACUGUUUUAAUCUAUUAAAUUCGCCAUUGUUGCAAACGAUUAUUUACUUGAACUGCAUUAUUAGGUUUUCAUAUUCGCAUUCUCAAUUAAGAAAAAGUAAGCAAGCCAAGAUUACAUUCCCUGUAGCAUUAUUUUAAAUUAUAAUGAGCGAUUACAUAAAACUCUCUGGUAUUUCUCUAAAGCAAUUAUUACUUAUUCUACUUCAUAGUGUUCAUCUAAAUCAAUGAUCAUUGAUGUUUGAACUUUUUAGCUUUAAGUGUUUAUUCUAUUUAUAAUACCUUCUUGAGUAAGAUAAAUUUAAUUCAUGAAAAGCUCUACUACAUAAUUUUAAAUAGGAGAUAAUUUGGCAAUACUUAUAUUUAAAAAUAUAUUUUUAGGCAGAGGAAUGCUGUAUAUUAAAAAAACUGUUGUCCCGAAUCAUUUGUUUAAUAUUAUCUUUUGAUUUUAAAAUGGUACAUAUGUGGAUUUAUGAGAAAGCGUACUAUCUUAAGAUUGUAGGUAAGAAAAAUGCUUUACAACAGGAAUUCAAUAAAUCAAUUUUUAAAGCACA